AACCUUGUCCACAAACCCACCCUCUGAUUUUGAUAAGACAUGUCCAACUCUAAGGUUCAAACAAGGCCAAUUGUUGAAGAAAAAGUUAAAUGCAUAAAAAAAGUUAAAAAUUAACAAAAAAUAAAAUAUAAGGAUUGAGUAUCCCCAAUCCAACAAAAAAAAAAUGUCUGUGGCAUCUUCAUUUCCAUGCAUCAAAGUCCCAGCUUGUUCCUCCUCUCCAUCAUGCACAUCUUCAUCAACUUCAUCAUUUAGAUUUUCUUCUUCCAAGCCUCAUGCUGCUGUUUCUAUAAGGAACUCCCAGACUGAAGGGCCUCUGAGAAGACCAGUGGCUCCUUCAGUGAGAGAACCAUCAAGUAGUGUCCCUCAGCCACUGAAGCCUUCAGCUCCUUCUCAGGUUCCACCCCUGAAGGCUUCUCCUGUUGCUGGGGAUGAUAAGAAUGUCAUUACAUUAGAGUUUCAGAGGCAGAAGGCUAAGGAGCUGCAGGAGUACUUCAAACAGAAGAAGCUGGAAGAUGCAAAUCAGGGUCCUUUCUUUGGCUUCAUUGGCAAAAAUGAGAUUAGCAACGGAAGGCUAGCAGAUUUCAAGAAAUGGUACUUCCAAAUUCGUUACAAUCAUGAUUAUCUUAGUUCUGUAGUUAUGAUGGAGGAGAAGGAAAAGCAAGAUGGUAAUAAGAACAACUCACUUUUGUGGUGGUUGCAAACAAUUUUGGAGUUCUAGGUCCAUUUUUUUGGGUCUUUUCUUCCAGUAAUUGGAAUGUCAAGCUUAUUUUUUGUCAACUUUGUGGGAGAGCUUUAGAGAAAUAAGCAAUUAAUGGUCACUCUGUUAAAGUAGUUUUUGUUACUGAUAUUGCUAACGAAAAUAAGGAAGGGAAACAGAUUGGAAAAGUUCAGUAGUUUGGAAGAAAUUAGUGCAACCAAUGGAGGACUAGAUUGAAAUGUAAUUUAAAAAUUACAAAUUAUUUUCAAUUGGGUUCAUACAGAAGUAAAAAGUAUGAAUUACCUGUAUUUGUUGACAUUUUCAUCAUUGUCUCUUCUUGCACGAGGGAUACCUUAACCUGACCAAAUUGUGUGAGUCCAUGUAAAGCUUGCCCCCUAUUUUCUUUUUGCUGGGGAGGGUACAUAUACAUAGGAGGCUCAAGCACGUAGAGGAAGGAAAAAGGUGGCCUGGCGGAGGAUUGAACCUCCAACAUCAACGCCACACCCAAAUCUUAAAAUUCUUGUCCAAAAUUCAAGUGUCUUGUUUUGAAGGUCAAAUUCCCUAAAUUAGUUAUAACCCAAAUUCUCUUGGUGAAACAACUUUACCUAAAUUCUACUAACUAGCCGAAUUCUGUAGGUCAAAAUAACAAAGUAAGGUCAUGAAGUGUUAUGGAAUUCAAGCAAAGAUCACACAAAAAAAGCUAUCUAUCAUAGAUUGACUUCAUUCAUAGUACUAAAUACGACAAGCAUCCUCAUAUCUCACUGUUCCUAGCAUAAACAUGAGCCAAACAACAUUUGAAUGGUGAUCAAGCAUCCAAAAUCCAAAAAAAAAAAAAA
This is a messenger RNA of Glycine soja, 1533 nucleotides long. RefSeq names its product light-harvesting complex-like protein OHP2, chloroplastic. Gene Ontology annotation, cellular component: chloroplast thylakoid membrane. The record is from RefSeq and is a predicted model, not a curated record. The coding region runs from base 164 to 718 and encodes 184 amino acids. The transcript is spliced from 2 exons. NCBI's taxonomy places the organism in Eukaryota, Viridiplantae, Streptophyta, Magnoliopsida, Fabales, Fabaceae.